Polypterus senegalus (gray bichir) is the source of this 4047-nucleotide messenger RNA. RefSeq names its product ran-binding protein 3-like. The record is from RefSeq and is a predicted model, not a curated record. Bases 46 to 1596 code for a protein of 516 amino acids. Gene Ontology annotation, cellular component: cytoplasm; nuclear pore. Gene Ontology annotation, molecular function: GTPase activator activity. NCBI's taxonomy places the organism in Eukaryota, Metazoa, Chordata, Cladistia, Polypteriformes, Polypteridae. The transcript has 17 exons. Gene Ontology annotation, biological process: protein export from nucleus.
CGCAUGCGUCGCGCGGAGGCUGGUGGGUGUGAGUGAGGAAGUAAAAUGGCGGACCUGGCAAACGAAGAAAAACCUGCUAUAGCUCCACCUGUGUUUGUAUUCCAAAAAGAAAAGGCACAGAAGAGAUCAGCUGAAGCUUCCAGCCCAGAAGAUGGUGAAGAUUCUGACAAAGAAAGCAAUUACUGUCCACCUGUGAAGCGUGAGAGAACAUCUUCCUUAACUCAGUUUCCUCCCUCCAAUUCUGUUUCAAAGAACAAUGUCUUCAUGCCUUCAAAUUUCUGCCAGUCUCCCACUGGAAAUUCUGAUUCUGAGCCUGAAGAGAAGACCAUUGGGUUUCGGUUGAAGCCACCAACGUUAAUUCAUGGCCAGGCACCAAGUGCUGGCUUGCCAAGUCAGAAGCCAAAGGAACAGCAGCGCAGUGUGCUUCGUCCUGCAGUACUGCAAGCCCCACAGCCCAGACUUUUUUCUCCCCCAAAUUCCACCAGUGGAACCAAUGGUGUGAACAAGACCUCAAGCUCAGAAAGCAACUGUGAGUCCCAAAAUAACACAGAGGUUUCUGACAGCACUACAUCCGAGGAAAAGGAGAAUGAAAAGAAAGAUGGGCUUGAUGACACAGAAGAGAAAGAAGAGAAUAAAGAUGUACAGACUGAAUCAGCUUUUGUAUUUGGACAGAAUCUGAAAGAGAGAGUAAAGGUGGAAGAAAGUGAUCCUUCAUGUACAAAGGGAAGCAGUUCUCCUGUUCCAGAAACACAGUCUGGCUCUACAAACUAUUUCCUUCAGUACAUUAGUACUCCAAGCUCGCAGAAUGCAGCAAACAAUACAGAGGCAACGGGGUCAAAGUUUGUUUUUGGACAGAAUAUGUACAUGAGAGUUUUGAGUCCUCCAAAGUGUAGUGACUCGACAACCGAGCCCAACAAGGAGUGUGCGGCAGGAUCUAGUUCUGAGCUGUCUUCACAAGAAGCCACCCCGGAGAAAGUUAACAAUGUGACAGAAUCAUUGGAAGAGUCAGCAGCAGCGUACACAAAAGCAACUGCAAAAAAAUGUUUGUUAGAAAAAGUUGAGGUUAUAACUGGAGAGGAAGCGGAAAGCAAUGUCCUUCAGAUACAAUGUAAGCUUUUUGUUUUUGACAAGACUACCCAGUCCUGGGUGGAAAGGGGGAGAGGCCUGUUAAGAUUAAAUGACAUGGCAUCAACGGAUAAUGGAUCUUUACAGUCCAGAUUAGUGAUGCGGACUCAAGGCAGCCUGAGACUGAUCUUGAACACUAAGCUUUGGGCUCAGAUGCAGAUUGACAAAGCCAGUGAAAAAAGCAUUCGAAUCACAGCCAUGGAUACAGAGGACCAGGGAGUCAAAGUCUUUCUGAUAUCGGCCAGCUCAAAGGACACAGGUCAGCUGUAUGCCGCUCUGCAUCACCGGAUUCUUGCACUUAGGAGUCGAGCAGAACAGGAACAGGAAACCAAGAGUGUUGCAGCUGAGCCCGAGGUGACCCAGUCCAAUGAAGAGGAUAGUGAUGAGGAUGAUGUCCUCACUCCUGGUGGCUCUACAGUGGCCAGCGGAUCAACAGAUGUUGGUGAUGCCCCACCUACAGGGAGCACAUAGCAUCUUUCUGAUUAUUCUGUCUGUGAGCGUGCAGCUUGCAGCCGCAUUCUUGCAGGCUCCUCUGUGGACACCCCAGACCAGCAUUUUUUAUUUUUAUUUUUUCCCUCGAGUAAUUAGAAGAUCUAGCUCCAGGAUGGACCCUGCACAUCUGUUAAUCGAAAUCUGUGCAACUCGGAUCUCUGCAGUAAAGGAUCCAGAGUACUUUUUUAUUUUUGUUUUUUGACAGCAAAACUGCAAAAAAGAAACUUUUAACAGCUUUUGGUUUGGGACAUGAAAGCUCAUCAUAUUGAUGAGUUGAGAAGGAAGCGUGUGAGAGAGACAACUAUUUUCUCCGGUCCUUUUUAGAUGUGGCACAUUAAAGACUACAGUUUUACACCAGGACAUCAUCUGUCAGCUCAUAGCCUACAGAAUGGGAUUUAGAUGUCCAGCAGGGCUUUCAAAGUUUGUUUAGAUGUCUUGUCCUCCUGAUAAGUCACCUGUAUCCUCAACUGACUGAUCCUACACCACUUUACCUUUUUCAUCUUCUUGUUAGAUUUUGUUGUCUGUUCCUAUCUCCUUUCCUCCUCAACACAUGUACAUGUCUGUAUGUGCUGUAUUUCACCCGUUGCACCCUGACAGAGGUAGCAAUGGUAUGUUGAAUACAAGCGUUCAUGACUUGGCACAUCAGCUUAAGUAGAGCAAUUAAGAAAUAAAUUACAGUCUUUGUGUGUGUUUUAAGUUAGCUGUACCACAUCAUUACCUUUGUAAUAGUGGAAUUGAUUUACUGUUUCAAAGAGCAGAUAUCUGCCUUUUAUAUCAAAUCUUAUGUUCAGUGUUUUCAUGGGUCAAAAGAAAUUUGGGGGAAAAAAAUAAAUAAAUAAUUUCUUUGCUUACCCUUACCAGAUGUUUAUCUCAAAACCUAGGUCACCAUGCAACAGCAGUGCUUCUUUGUUAAAGUAGUGUAAAAUAUUCCUAACAUUUUUAGCCUGGUUAUCUACUGCUUAACAAGAGUACAAAAAAUAUUCAACUAAGAGAGGAGUGAAAGAUGUCAACAAAAACACAUAUGCACACAAACUGAACAAUUAUUUGGGCUUACAUUUCCACUGAUGAUCUUACAGUGUUCUCUUGGAGUUGAUGCCCCAAGUGUUGUCCAUUUAAUUUCACUGUGAUUAACUGUAUUUUCUCAUUGAUUUCUGUAAUGGCAAAGGAAGCCCAUCCUUUAACACUGGCUCAUUUAAGAGAAUUCAGUUCAAGUUGGCUGCCUUGAGUAGCUUGGUUUUUGUGUGUGUGUGUGUGUUCUUUUAUUGUUUACUCUACAGAACUAGUGAAAUUAGAACCCUUAUAAAGUUAAAUGCUUCUGCUUUACAAAACACAUUUUGGAUUUUUUUAAUUUAAAAAUGUUAGUAGUCUGAAACUAUGAUGUAUGUAUUUUUCAGUAAUGGAAAGGUUUUCACUUUUUACAAUGUUGAAGAUAUUUGUUUUAGUUUAUUUUUUUAUUGUGUUACAAUUAAUUGCAGUUAAUUGCAGUUCAAUGUUUAGGUGAAUAGUCAGAUCACAUGGGGAAAAAAGGGAAAAGGUAGAAAUUUGAUUGUGGAAGGUAGUUCCAUUCCUAUUAAGGAGAAAAAAUAAUUUAGGAAUGCCUUUUCUAGCUGAAGUUUUUUGUUUUUCCUCCCCAUUUAUCUUUUUUUCAUUUUAUGCAAUUCAUUAAAAAUAACAUUCGGUAAAUAUAAAAGCUGAACUGACCAUUGUAGACAAAUAUAUUUUUUUUAAUUAACAAAUGCAUAUGUUUUGGGUCUUUGUUCUAGCAGAAGCACGGAUGUUUUUUUAUUAAGUAUAAUAUCUCUACAUCCGUAUGGAUGUUAAGGAUUAAGUAUUAUAUUGCUUGAUGUAUUUCAUCUUUGCAAUUGGCAACUUAUUUAUGCUUCCCCCGCCACCCCAAAAAAAAACCUGGGAACUUCUAAUCAAGUAUAUAUCUCAUUUGUCAACUUGAGCUGCCAAGCUCCGGUCCCUCCCUGUUGAAAGUUAAGAAGCAUGAUGAAAAUGGUACAGGUAGUGUAAGUCUUCAAAAGAUGGGCUUUUUUAUUAAUAUAUACAAACAAAACAUACACAACUAAUUUAUUGAUUUUUUUUUUGCUUUUGUCUGAACAUAGGUAGAAUGUGUGCACUUUUUUGUCCAUGAUUUGUGUUUUUUUUUUUUACAAGUCUCCCAUAUACAUUGUAGUUAAACAAUGAAUGAUUGUAAAACAAAUAGGAAAAUAUGUUCAUACAGGAGGCUAACAAAAUUUGAAGCCCAUUCAACAGAGCAAACGCAAGAGGAUCUCAAGACAACAGUAGUUAGUUGCAGCUAAAGCUUUAGUUAUUACUUUAAAAAUGGAAAAAAAAAUCACUUCUGUGUUUUUUCAAAAGGUUUAUGUAAGAUUGUCAUAUCAAAAUGUAUUUCAGAAUUACAUUAAAACUUUGAACAGAAAGCUA